Messenger RNA from Lycium ferocissimum, 1227 nucleotides. Its product is annotated as rho GDP-dissociation inhibitor 1-like. Gene Ontology annotation, biological process: Rho protein signal transduction. Gene Ontology annotation, molecular function: Rho GDP-dissociation inhibitor activity; protein binding. Gene Ontology annotation, cellular component: membrane; cytosol; cytoplasm. NCBI's taxonomy places the organism in Eukaryota, Viridiplantae, Streptophyta, Magnoliopsida, Solanales, Solanaceae. The transcript has 5 exons. The record is from RefSeq and is a predicted model, not a curated record. Bases 168 to 908 code for a protein of 246 amino acids.
CACUUCUUGCAUUCUAAUAAAAAUUGAUUCUUUUUAGGUGUUCCUUUUGCUUUUUUGGAAUUUUCUAAGUUCUGUUAUUAUCUUCUUGUCAUGUCAAGAAGAUAAAAUUCUUUGUUAAGAACUUGUUUGAUAAAUUUGCCUGAGAGAAUAAUUUUAGCUUAGCAAGUAUGGGUUUUGAUGACAAUAACAAGGAGGGUAAAGACCAAUCUACCCUUGUUGAGAUAAGGAAAGGUGGAAUUGGUGAUAGUGAUUCAGAGAUUGAACAUGAGGUUAAUAAUGAGAAUAAUAGUAAAGUUAGUAGACAAAUGAGUGAAAGUUCAAUGUAUACUACUGAAGAUGAUGAUGAAGAUGAAAAUAUUAUUAAUAAGAUUGAGUUGGGUCCUCAAUGUACUCUCAAAGAACAAUUUGAGAAAGAUAAGGAUGAUGAAAGUUUGAGAAGAUGGAAGGAACAGCUUCUUGGAAGUGUGGAUAUUAAUGCUGUUGGAGAAUCACUGGAUCCAGAAGUGAAGAUUUUGAGCCUUGAAAUUAAGUCCCCGGGUAGAGCUGAUAUUGUCCUCCCAAUCCCGGAGGACGGAAAACCCAAAAGUCCAUGGUUUGUCCUGAAAGAAGGCAGCAAAUACAGCCUGAAAUUCAAUUUCCAGGUCAGCAAUAAUAUAGUGACAGGUCUCAAAUACACGAACACAGUUUGGAAAACUGGUAUCAAAGUGGACAGCAUGAAAGAAAUGAUUGGGGCCUUUAGUCCUCAAACUGAGCCGUAUACACAUGAGAUGCCAGAAGAGACUACCCCUUCUGGCAUUUUCGCAAGAGGAUCUUACUCGGCUAGGACAAAGUUCCUUGAUGAUGAUAACAAGUGCUAUUUGGAGAUCAACUACACGUUUGAUAUUAAGAAAGAAUGGCAGGCAACAUGAAGAAAAAUUGUUGUUGCUCGAAUCAUCGCCCCGGACCUUCUUUGUUUUAGUUCUUCAUUUUUUGUCAGUUUUUCAAAAAGAGGAAAAAGGAGGGGGAAAUGAUAUGAAGAGAGUAAGGGGGAUGGUGGAGGUAAUCUUAGCAGUUAGAUUUUUGUUUGGUGAGUGCCAUUCAAUAAAGCUGAGCUUUGUCUAUGAUAGAUUAACCAAGAGUUCUUUUUCUUCUCUUUUUAUGUACUUAGGUGUGUGAUUGAUUCCUUUUGAAUGUCUAGAAACCAAGUAAGAGAUUAUUUCUAAGGAAAUAGAAAACUUUCAUUUACAA